Falco peregrinus (peregrine falcon) is the source of this 3309-nucleotide messenger RNA. Its product is annotated as protein Shroom1-like. The record is from RefSeq and is a predicted model, not a curated record. Lineage: Eukaryota; Metazoa; Chordata; Aves; Falconiformes; Falconidae. Bases 404 to 3193 code for a protein of 929 amino acids. Gene Ontology annotation, biological process: actin filament organization. Gene Ontology annotation, cellular component: apical plasma membrane; adherens junction; cortical actin cytoskeleton. The transcript is spliced from 3 exons. Gene Ontology annotation, molecular function: actin filament binding.
AGCAGCAUCUUCACAGAAUUUUCACUUGUGCCCGCACGGGAGUCGUGGCUGCUGCCCCAACAACUCAGGCAGAAAAGCACGAUCGUUAAUAAUUGACUGGUGAGAUAAUGAAAUAGCCGAGCCUGCUGUUUGCUUUUCUUCCUUUUCCACUGCCACCAUAACACUACGCACGACAGAACGUAAUAAACCAAAGGCCAGUUUCCAUCAGUGAGGCAGAGGGGCUGUGUGUGUCACCUGCGCAGCUGUGAUGCCCGUGGAGCUCCUGCUGCCUCUGAGACAUCCUGGUCGAGUGGUGGAGCAGGAUCCUCUAGAUAUUAGUGGAAUGUGACUGCAGAGAAAAAUGUGCUUUUCAAACAGUUUGGUUGUGGACAUUUAAUCAGACUUUGUCUGGGAAGGCUGCGACAUGGCUUCAUCUGGGAAUGAGAUAGAAAGAUGGGCUCACAGGCAAAGUGGCAGACUUGGAGAGCUGGUAGAGCCUGUGACCUCUCCUGAAAACGGCAGUGGUCUUUCACCAGUGAAGCUGAUAGGCAGCGUAGACCAUCUCUUGCAUCUCCCUGGAAGAGUGGACUCUGCUUACAGCUCUUUCUCAGGGGGAUCAAAUGUUCCAGAGUAUUCCACCCUAUUGCGCUCUAGUGAAAACUGGUGUUUGCCUCCAGAGCAGGUACCGUACAUGGACUCGGAAUAUGUAAGCGGUAUUUAUAAUCUCAGUGCAGAAAACUCUGACCUCAGAUGCCUGCAUCCAUACAAGGCACCAGACCUGAGUAUCCAUAAAAAGUCUCACAGCACUGGUCUCGCUGAAUGCUGUGGAAGCACUCCUACCCGAGGGACUUUAAAUCAGGGACCACUAGCUCUGGUGGCACCUCCACCUUCUCCUCCCACAAGACUUGAUAGCUAUAAAGUCACUAGACAUCUUGAGAACUCAAGAGGGAGGCACAACUCUGGAAGUCACGGUGAGUAUGGUGUGAAGGACAAUCAGCUAACAGAUAGGGAGCUGCCAUGGCGCCAACGCAGGGAUGAACUUACAGAGCAAGAUACAGCGGCUGCUAGGGGAAAAAGUCUGGAAAACAAGGGCCUUUCUACUGACUCUGCAAAUGAGGUAUCUAUAUCAAAAAUUCAGGGGUUGAAGGUGGAGGAAAACGGAGAGUGGAGACCAUCCCAACCUAUAAAGAGAAGCAAUCCACACAUUUUCAGCAGGCCUUCUUCAUUCAUUUUUCAAGAAUAUUUAAAGACUGACUCUGUGUCUAAUGUUCCUAAAAUACUUUCUGCUUAUAACUCAGAUCAUGUUUAUAAAAUUACUGAAGAGAUGAACUCCAAGUCCCAUCACCCAGCGCAUACCAACCCUAACGCUGUUAAUGAUACACAAGAAGACAAACAGUGUCCUGGUGGAGUACGUAAGCCAGCUUUCAGAGCAGCGGAUCUGCAAAGCGCAGUGCCAGAACCCAGCCAACGACCAGGAUCCUUGCCCUGCACUCAGCGCCCGCUCCGUGCCGAGCUGCAUUCAGACAUGGAUCAAGAUGUGUUUGAGGACAGCUGUGACUUAAAAUAUAUGGAGAAUGCUCCUCUAAUUACAAAUGCUUCCAGGAAGCUGAACAGUUGUACAGACGAAAAUCAGUGCUAUGACUCUGAAGAAAAAAUUGGGAGUCAUUUUAGGGAGCCACUCCCGAAUCAGCAAGCCAAAAUGCAGAGAUCAUUGCUGUCCUGCAGCUACAAUGCUGUAGAAGCAGGGCACCUUCACGGUGAGGAGUCAGAUCAGGGAAAUAAGCAAUGCUGUGAUAAUAAUAGCCAGAUGUCCUUUUUCAGACCAAACGAAGACUCCACAUCUCAGUUUUUAUGUGAAGUCAAGAAAGAAAAACAGGCUAAUAAAGGCAGUCCUGACCUUAGUGUGGCUCUAGAACAAGAGGAACCUCCUGUUCAGAAAUAUCAAGCUGAAUUUCAAAAACAGUGCUUAAGAAAGCCUCAGGAUGAUCUCGCUGGUGAACAGAUAACCAGGCAGACGACUCCCAUGCUUUACUAUCUUUCUGGGGGGAAACCCACCAAUAUCCUGCACCACAACAAGCCCACCCAGUAUCAAGGGGACUCAAGGAGCUCACCAAAGGAAUUUCCAGCAAGCGGCUGCUCUGCCUCAGCGCGGUGUCUAGAGAUACAAAGGGAGAGCAAACAGGUCCAGAGGACAAGCCACCACCAUCAGGGCAGUGCUGAUGAUCUCCUGCCCAAGACCAAUGAUCUCAUUCUCGGGAGUCCUGCUUCAUUCAUGGAUGAGAGUUUCAAGAAUGACUAUAGAGAGAAACUUAAAGUGGCUCAGAAGAAGGUUCUGAGAGAAACUUCCUUUAAAAGAAAAGACUUGCAGAUGAGUUUGCCUGUGAGACUGAGACAGAAACCCUCUAAAAGGCCAUCAAUUGAACACCUUCGGUCUUUCUCGUUAUCCAGUGCAAACGAGGAUGCCAAACCUGUUCUUUCUUCCCCUUCUCAUCUAGAAUGCUUGCAAAGUUUCAGUAGAGAUGAAGAAAUUAAGAGGCCACAAGCAGGUCGAAUAGGGGCAAGGAAAAGGGUAACCAAAGAGCAAAAGAAACUGUGUUAUUCUGAACCUGAGAAGCUCGACCAGCUAGCAGAUAAGGAAGUAUCAUGGAGUCAAGUCAGGGCUGAAAUCACUGAGCAAGACACAGUGGCAGCUAUGAGGAAGACUCUGGAGAACAGAGGGAGGGCACUUCCCAGUUCAGGUAUCUCCAGGACAGAGCUGAAACAAAUCCAGCAUACUGCACUUAUCGAAUACAUGGAACGAAAGAUUAAUCAAAGACCAGGUAGCUCACAGCAUCUCCCGCUGCAUAAGCCACCCCUGCAGAAGAGGCUGUUGCAUCCCAGGUGGCCUCCUGGCAAGAUUUCCAAUCCAAAUGGGAGCAGGAAGACACAAAAAAAUGAUAUUUUCUGCAAAGAAAAAUCGCCAGAUGUUUUUUCUCCUUUGGCUUUUGUUCCCCCGCUGAGUGUGGGCAGCAGGUGCCAUCCCAGCCCUGCUGCUGGUGGUACCACAGCCCUGAGGCAGGACCUGUCUCCCAGCAAAGCGAGGGGGAGCUGCACCAGCAGGUGUGUGUCAGCUGAAUGUCUGCCACGGGCAGGUGCUCCUGCAUCUGGGAGAGCUCGUGAGAGAUCAAAAUCGACUCCUCCUUCCACACAGGAAAAAAAGAUGGAUGCUACCUAGGAAGAGCAUAGUAGCAAUUUCAUUAAUAAAAAGAGGUAGACAAAACAAAGCAAAAAAACCCACAGAAGCACAAACCUUGGUGAACCUACUCGGAGAUCUACUGUUGGGCUCUGUUU